Ictidomys tridecemlineatus (thirteen-lined ground squirrel) is the source of this 5724-nucleotide messenger RNA. NCBI's taxonomy places the organism in Eukaryota, Metazoa, Chordata, Mammalia, Rodentia, Sciuridae. The record is from RefSeq and is a predicted model, not a curated record.
CCCUCCCUCCCUCCUUCCCUUCCCUCCCUCCCUCCCCUUUCGGCUGGAUCGGUGCGCCGGGGCGCCCUAUCCCCUCCGCAGCUGGGACGCGCCGAACUCGAGGCAGGAGUAGGCUCUCCGGAGCCUGGUCCCUCCCUUCCCCUUCCCUGUCCCCUUCCCCCACCCCCGACGCGGGCUUGGCUCGGCGACCAGAGGAAACCCGAGCCGGCCCCACGCCCCUGAGCUGGAGGGAUGGAGAACUCGUCGGCAGCCUCGGCCUCCUCGGAGGCUGGGAGCAGCCGAUCCCAGGAGAUCGAGGAGCUGGAGCGCUUCAUCGACAGCUACGUGCUGGAGUACCAGGUGCAGGGGCUGCUGACCGACAAGACGGAGGGUGACAUUGAGAGCCAGAGGACGCAGUCCCACAUCUCCCAGGAGGAAGCGCUCAAUGGUGGACCACCCAUGAAGGGAUUAACAGAAGAAUGGACAGCGGAUUGCAGCGAGCAGCUCAACAGCAGCUGCUCCUUCUCCAGAGGGCGAGCCCCGCCGCAGCAGAAUGGCGGCAAGGACAGCACUCUGGACAUGCUGGGCACAGACAUCUGGGCUGCCAACACCUUUGAUUCCUUCAGUGGUGCCACCUGGGACCUGCAGCCUGAAAAGCUGGACUUCACCCAGUUCCACCGGAAGGUCCGGCACACGCCCAAGCAGCCACUGCCACACAUCGACCGCGAAGGGUGUGGAAAAGGGAAACUGGAAGAUGGGGAUGGCAUCAACCUGAAUGACAUUGAGAAGGUCCUCCCGACGUGGCAGGGCUACCACCCGAUGCCCCAUGAAGUGGAGAUCGCACACACCAAGAAGCUGUUCCGGAGGAGGAGAAACGAUCGAAGAAGGCAGCAGAGACCUCCCGGGGGGAACAAGCCCCAACAGCACGGGGACCACCAGCCGGGCAGUGCCAAACACAACCGGGAUCACCAGAAAUCCUACCAGGGGGGCUCAGCGGCCCCCGCCUCAGGGAGGCCUACCCACCACGGCUACAGCCAGAACCGGCGCUGGUACCAGAGCAGCAUGAAGCACCCUCCAGGGGACAAGGGGGAGGCAGGAGCCCACCGCAACGCCAAAGAGACCGUGGCCAUCGAGAGCCCCAAACUUGAGGACACCCCAGGGGACACCAGGAACAGUGGCCUUGAAACCCCCCGCAGCCCUGACACCCUCACCCCAACAGCUCCCGAGAGGCUGCCACCACAGCCUCCAGGGGGACCAGAGGCCGAGACCAAGCACAAAGACAGUGUCCCUCCUGAGCGCGCGGGGGAGCGGCCCAGAGUCACCCUGCUCCAGUCUUCCAAAGACAGGCUGCGGCGGAGGCUAAAGGAAAAGGUACCGGCCCAGGAUGAAGUGGCCGUGGAGACCACCAGCCCCCAGCAGAACAAGAUGGACAAGCUGAUCGAGAUCCUGAACAGCAUGCGCAACAACAGCAGCGACGUGGACGCCAAGCUCACCACCUUCAUGGAGGAGGCCCAGAACUCCACCAACUCCGAGGAGAUGCUGGGCGAGAUCGUGAGGACCAUCUACCAGAAGGCCGUGUCGGACCGCAGCUUCGCCUUCACAGCCGCCAAGCUCUGUGACAAGAUGGCCCUCUUCAUGGUGGAAGGGACCAAGUUCCGCAGCCUGCUCCUCAACAUGCUCCAGAAGGACUUCACAGUGCGCGAGGAGCUGCAGCAACAGGACGUGGAGCGCUGGCUCGGCUUCAUCACCUUCCUGUGCGAGGUGUUCGGCACCAUGCGCAGCAGCACAGGCGAGCCCUUCCGCGUGCUGGUGUGCCCCAUCUACACGUGCCUCAGGGAGCUCCUGCAAUCUCAGGACGUGAAGGAAGACGCGGUCCUCUGCUGCUCUAUGGAGCUGCAGAGUACAGGCCGGCUGCUGGAGGAACAGCUGCCCGAGAUGAUGACGGAGCUCCUGGCCAGCGCCCGAGACAAGAUGCUGUGCCCCUCGGAGUCCAUGCUGACGCGGUCACUGCUCCUAGAGGUCAUCGAGCUCCAUGCCAACAGCUGGAACCCUCUGACACCCCCCAUCACACAGUACUACAACAGAACCAUCCAGAAACUGACAGCCUGACAGCCGGGGGGCCUGGCGGGCAGCCCACGGGCAGCUGGGGCCCUGGCGCACAGGGCCAGAUGGACAGGCGGGAGGACAGGGGUGGCCCUGGCGGGAGAAAGAAAUGGGCAGGAAGGCAGGCAGAGUCGGUGGCCAGUCUGGAGCCAGCAGGGGAAGGGAUCAGAUCCCUGAGAGGAGCGUCCCCUCCCUCCCAGGUCCCCCGCCCCACCCCGAGCAUGCCAUGGCUCACACCAAUCAGGGAAGCAUGUGUCUUUUUCCUGGUGGCCCUGGCCCUCGCCCAUCCUCUCUCCUGCCCCUCCCACCCCCUGCCACUCCACCCAUACCCCCCCCAGCCUUUUGGCGGGUCUGUCCCUGCCGCUGCUCAAGAGCCUCCAGCAGCCUCGCACACCAGGACACCGCGUGGGUCAGAAAGGACCUCCGAAGGCUGAAAAAGUGGGUCGAGUCAGGCUCGCAUUGUUCCCGCGUGCUGUCAGCCGCAGUCGCCAACUGGCAGCAGGGACGUGUAGCAGAUGUCCGGGAAGACAAAGGCAGGCACCGUCCCCACCAGCCGCCCGUCACCGCGGGCCUUUGUCAGCCUGGCCGAGCUGGGGGCGGCACUUUUCUCUAACCUUCACGCUCCACCCUCCCGACUCGGGGUUCCCCAGGCCGAGGGGGUCGGUCGGCAGCAGGAGGGAGCUGGAGCCCGCAGCUCAGCUUGCACCCUUUUAUUUUAUUGUGUUUUAUUUUUCAAAAGUCAGUUGCUUUGAAGUCUCUCCUCUCAAUGAAAAAGCCCUCGAUGUGAUCACACAGUCAGCCCGCGAGGACCCCCUGAUUAGCUGGAGAUCAAACCUGGCCCCCUCUGGAAGGGUUCUAGCCACAAACAGCUUGCCAGUAGCCAAUUAGGGUAAUUGGAAACUUCUGCCCCGGCGGGGGUCCCGCUGGAAUCCUCUGUUCCUCGGCCCCUGGCCUGCAGCCCCUGUGCCGUCUCUCUCAAAGGGCUGAUGCUGUCGCCCCUGGACUCAGUGAGACCCAGUCCUGGCCUGGGGCAGGGGCGGGGGCAGGACUAAAACCAAAACGCACCGUUGUCCCAGGCUCAUCCUGGGGGGAACAGGGAGCUGGGGGCUGCCUGGCUCUCCAGGACUUGGAAGGGUGGCUCGUGGGCUAGAUGGCUGCCCCAGCCUCCGCCCCAGAAAGACCCAGAAGCCCAGCCCUCCAGGGUCUUGGGAAGGGGAGAAUUCAUCCAGUCAGGACAGGGACAGUCAGGUGACUGUCCCGGAAACAAGGCUGGGGUUUCUUGGAAGUCCCUCCAUCCAGAGGAACGGCUUCCAUCCUUGAUGGCUAGAGAGGAGGACGAGGUGGUCUCUGGGGUAUGGAGCCCAUGUUUUGAUAAGGCCCCAGGAGAUGCCAGCAGAGCCCAGCAGCCUCCGGACGUGCUCCUGGGUGGAGGCUGGGCAAGGCCUAGGUCAGACUGGAGGCUCUUUCUGGCCUCCUGGUUCAAAUCAGAUCGAGUGGGAAGGGAAGGGUGGGGGAGGUUUCUCCUGACUGUUCCUGAGGCCAGGGAGGCGGACAGGGUGGGUCCAAGAAGUUCCCCAGUCCCCCCCCCCAACAAGUUAUGGGGGACACAGGUUUUCUCUGCCAAGAGGCUCGUGCUCCCCUGGCCCUGGCCCCUGCCCUCUUCCUCCGCCCCUCCUUCCCAGGCUGCCUACUGCCCGGGGUCCUUCCCCAGCCCUGAGGCCCAGGGACCUCAGAAGCCCCACCAGAGGCUUGAGGGAAGAGCCAGGCUGAUUUGGGGUAGAGCUCAGCUGGUAGAGUGCUUGCUUCGCCUGCACAGGCCCUGGGUUCAGUCCCCAGCACCACACACACACACAAAAAGAAAUACAGAACCAUAUAAAUGAUUUGGGGAUGCUCAGAGAGGGCACCAGGGCACUCAUGCUCCCCGGAGCGGGAAGUCUGGCAGCCUCAGCCCGGCAAGCUACUCUCCUGCAGCGGCGGAGAGCCCACGUGUGCUGAGAUGGCUUCCCUCAGGUGUGUGUGUGGUGCGUGUGUGUGUGUGUGUGUGUGUGUGUGUGUGUGUGUGUGGAGAAUGAAGCAGGGUCCCCGAGAGGCCGGGAGUGGGGGCCUAGGUCCAGUGGAAGCAGGUCCACCCCUCCCUGGGCUCCCGGAGCAGCUCUUCCUGAAGGAGGCUCCCAGACACUGUGGCGGGGCCUCAGAGACAGGCGCCCUGGGUCUCAUGCGCGUCCCUCGGAACGGCCUGUCGGGGCCUCGCCUCAGAGCCAGCCCCUUCUUGCCCGCGAGGAGCAGUGUGAAGAAGUGCGAUAUAAAUAUGUAUACAUAUAUAAAUAUAUUUUUAAUUACGUGUCGUGUCACGGUGGCUCUAGACAAACCGUUUGCCUAGUUUAUUCCAUGGCUUGAGAGCGCUUCCUGGCCAAUCUGUAACACUUUGGGCUGAUUUUCUAAAUGCAGGUUGCUGCUACUUUUUCAGACAUAGAAGGAAAACAUUUUUAAAUUUUUUUUUUUUUUUUUUAAAGAAACAACAGCAAAGCCCAAAACGUCAGAGUCUGGGCAGCUUCCCACGGGAGACUACUCAGACAGGGACAGGGGACAGAAGCGGGUGCCCCACAGCGCCCUGCCCCUCCCCAGGCCAGCGGCCCCUCUACUACAAGAGGAAGGUCACCUCCAGCUGGCCUCUGAGUGUCUGACGGGAGGGAGGACUGGCCACUGCGUGUCCGUGGCCUGUGCUGCUCCCCUGUUGCCCGCGAUUCUUGGCGCUCGGAGGAGGCCCGGGUACAGCCAUCUGAUGUCGGUCCUCGUCUCCGCCCCGCCUGUCAGGAUGAGUUAGUCACCGUGUUCCUCUCGGGCGGCCUGCUUGCCACCCUCCUGCUGCCCACGGCCUGGUGGCUUUGCCUGAGCUCUGGGACGGCAACCCCAAGAGGGCUCCCAACCUCCCCUGGACGAGGCCGCCAGCCUCGCGCUGUCCUCCCUGGGGAAGAACAUGCACCCCCAAACCCAGUUUGUCGUCUGUCCUUCCUUAACCAGUCUGUAAACCUUCACAGUUUGGGGAUCGUCCUGUCCAUCUGUGUAAAUGUAAAUGUUGACGCAGUCGGUAUUUAUUCUCAUUUUUAUUUUAUUUUAUUUUCUCUGCGGGGCGGAGGGGGAGGGACUGCACCGAGGCUCCCGCCCCAGGCAGCUGAAGGGGCGGGGCCCAGACAGCCCGGGCUGCCAGCAGGAGCUGCCCCCUGGGGCCACCCCAGACAGUGGCCUGAGGAAGCCCAGUCCCAGGCUGUUAUCUGGCAUCAGAAGCGACCAGCGUUCCUUGUCCCACACGCGCUUGGCCUGGCCUUGGUGUGGCGUCCCUCAGCUGCUGGGCACUCUGUUGGGAAAUCUCUGACGGGGCCUUUGAAGAUGCAGAUCAGAGCAAAAACAGCUCUGCUCGGGACACGGGACACUAGCCCAGAAGGCUGGCCACCUCACCUGAGCCCGCUGGGGGCCCACCGCAGGACCUACCUCCCCAGGCGGAGCAGGGCCUGGGGCCUCCGGCCAGAGCUGCAGCGGAAACCUGCCUGCGCCCGCCCACCUCCAUCUGUAUGUCCUGCUUUUCAGCUGAACCCAAGCUACCAGUGGGUUUAAAAAAAAAUAAACAAUACCAAACGCCCCAAA